UGCAGAGAGAGAGAGAGAGGAGGGCGGCGCUUCAAACGGCUUCACGAAGCUGACAAGCCGGCCAGAGAGUGAGGUGGUGGUGAGCGCCCCACCCCGUUCGGCUCAGCCGCCUGGGGCCCCAGCACUGGCAGGUCGGACACACGGUGGGCAAUGCUCCGCCAGGAAACCCCCGUCGCCACAAAGCGCAGCGCCCCCGUUGCCCGACCCGCUCGCCGCUCUGGGGACUGUGUGCAGAUCUUCCAGCACCCGAACGACCCCCCAGCUCCCCGGGGCUGAACCACCCGCUGGCCAAACACUUAGCGGGCAGCCUUUUGUUUAAUUACCGUUGCGUUUAAAGGAUCUUGAAGGAACGACAUGAUUGCAUGAUCGGGGACGUUUAUCCACGAGGAGGUUGAAGAUGGGACCUCUCUGGAGCUGGAGGUCCGUCUGAGAUGGUCGGAGGGACAACUCAACUGGAUGCCCUGGCAAACGUGCAACAAUCCGCUCCGCCUCGAUUCCAGCACCCUCCGCCCGAGUCGCCCACCCGCUUCCGCACAUUCCAGAACGAGGAGCGGGAGAUGGUGGAGCGAAGCCUGCGCUCCCUGAAUGAGGGCGGAUUCUACUGGGGGCCGCUGCCCGUGGAGAAGGCUCACGCCAUGCUGAUAGCGGAGCCUGUGGGCACCUUCCUCGUUCGGGAUAGCACCCAGGCUGAUCACUUGUUCAGUCUCAGCGUCCGGGCCCACAGGGGGCCAGUCAGCAUGCGGAUCCAGUUCAAGAAGGAACUCUUCUGGUUUGACAACACUCACUUCGACUGCAUGGUGAAGCUGCUGGAAUACUGUGUGGAAAGCAGCCAGCGGAAGCCCUUCGUAUUCGAGGGCGGCGACACGAUCAUCUUUUCCACCCCGCUGCGGAAAAACCCUGUUCCCAAACUGCAGCAGCUAUGCAGGAAGAACAUCAUCCGCCAUUUCGGGAGAGACGGGGUGACAAAACUUCCUCUGGUGCCCAGCCUCUUAAAGUACAUUGAGGAAUUUCCAUUCAAAUAUAACUCCCAAGCCCGAGGGAUGAUAAUGAUGCCUUUCCUUUAUCGUCAUGGAACACCCAGUCUGGAAUUUGACUGCAGGGAGUACUGCCCGUUCACAGCGGAGCAAGGUGAUCCUGAUUGCCACUGAUAUCCUCAGUCUGUUCCUCAGCCCUGGAUCGGGCCAAUGAAGGGGACCACAUAAAGAGUCCGCAAGUGAGACCCUUUCACAAAGGGGAUGCCUGCUGCGUGGGGCCAACGAGCUCUGCGGUGACAGACACUCGCUGAGUGAGCAAGGAGCAUGAAGUAGAGAGAAAUAACAUUCAACAGGACACAGAAAUCAUCGCCACACGACAUUACGUUUCAUGAUUUCACUUGAAGCCGAAAUAGUUUAAAUAUAAUUCAUUAUAUAUUUUAAUUAUAUAAAUAAAUAUAUUUUGAUACAUAAUCAAAGAUGUAAAAUUUGGUCAGAUGUUCCAUGAAAUGGCAAAUGAGGAACUGUCAUAUGAAAUAUUAAUUAGAACAAUGAGCUCUGAGGAGAGAUUGGAUAGGCUGCAAGUGUUCACUCUGGGACAGAAGUGAAAGAGGGAAGACUCAAUUGAAGUCUGUAAAACCAUCUAGAUACAAGAAAUAGGAAGGGCAUAUUUCACUUGCAGAGGGGUCAAAAAAAACAAUGGGCACAGGUUUAAAGUAAUCAGUAGUUAGAGAGAAGAAGUCUUUUCACCCAGAGGGUGUUGGGGGUCUGGAACUCACUGCCUGAAGAGGAGAUGGAGGCAGAAAUCCUCAUCAUAUUUAAAAAAAAAUAUACCUGGACGCGAACUUAAAGCUGUGACCUGCAAGACAACAGAUGUAAAAGGAUGGAUCGCAAUGGGUAGAUCACAGGCACAGUGGGCCCAAUGGCCUCCUCCAGUGUCAUAACCACGAUGACCUGUGAAGUUGGUGGAUUUCCAUUGGUCUUGAAUCAGGAGGUUGCUGUUGACAGUCAAAGGCCUGGGGUCGGGUACGAAUAUCGGGCACAUUGUGGUUUGCUUCCUCUGUUGGGAUGACAGGUGUACAUUAGGCUGGUUCUGCUGUGCUGUCCUCUGAGUGGUUAGUCCAUCCAUCGUUGCCCGGUCAAUGUUAGUCCAUCCAUUGUUGCCUGGUCAAGGUAACAGAGCCCAAUUGGCAGCCUAAGGAAAUAUUCAGAAUGAACACAAUCUUUGAAGAAAGGAGUGUGAAUUUGGCUUGUCAGGACACUUUAUCGCAAUGCUCAUUUUAUGUUCUGAGUUAAUUUCCUUGAGAAACUUUAUGUUGUUCAAUUCCAAGUUUUGAUGCAAAGUUAUUGAAAAAUACUAUAAAAUUUCAAUAUUGUAUUAACCAAUUCUAUCCCAACAUUGCUUCUUUCAUAUUUUCUUGCAACAUGGAAGGAGGCUGUUCAGCUCAAGUCUGUGCUGCCUCUCAGAGCAAUCCCAUCACCCCACUUAAUUCACUUAUUUUCUCUCUCUCUGCCCAUUUACACCGUCCCUGCUUCUUGUACCUAAGCAUGGACUAAUUUACAGUAACCAACGAAUCUGCUAAGCAGCACAUCUUUGGGAUGUGGGAGGAAAAGGGAGCACGGAGGGGACAUCGCAAGGAGAACAUGCAACCUCUAGACAUUAUCCAAGGUGAAGAUUAAACCUGGGUUCCUCUCCCUGCAGCACCAUUGGGUCAAAACAAGUAUUUGUUAGUAAUGCUCCUGUGGAGCACCUCAGGGCAUUUUUACUCUGGUAAAGAGUCAAUACAAAUGCAAGUAGUUGUUAGUGAUGCAUUGGGUCAAACUGGAUAAAUGAUGUGCCAUAUUUUAGGAACUAUGGAAUUGGGAGAAUGUGUGGGUCACGUUAAUGCAGCUGUGAGUGCUCAUCAACUCUCAACAGGCACAGAAGUAAGUAAGUCUCUGAUGAGAACAGUUUGCUGAUGUCUUCACUGUCUCUGGGAGUAGUAUUCACUCACCCUUUCAAGGUUGGGACCUAUCUCACAACCUUGGGUUUCAUGCUAUCGAAAAGGGAGAGCAGGAACUUGUGGCAAUUGAUCUAUGUCUUUGGAUUUUACUCUCAACAAUCAUAGGAUACCUAGGAAUGUGUAAACUGUAUUUCAUUUCUCCACCUGUAUUUUAUCCCUCUGGAAAUCCAUCUGCAAUCUUGAUUUUUCGAGCUGCCAAAUGACCACAUGAUAACUAGGGAAGGAUAAAUCCUCUGAAGCAUUGAGUGGGGUUGUGUUUUAAACCAUUGCAGCAUUAUCCUGCUGCCUUCUUUUACAAUCUCACAGUCAUCAAUUUGACAAUUGGAUUCCUGCCUGAAACUUGCUUUCUGUAGCUCCCAGUCUAAUUUUAACUUUUGCAAUGCUUUAAAAUCUUUUUGCUGUACAUUUUUCUCUUGUUCGGUUUCAUUGUUUUCCUCCAGAAGUUACACUAGCAUAAUAUGAAUUCCAGCUCUGCUGCCCUCUAUUGAUGCUGGUGUUUAUCAAGGAACUGAGCCACUUUUGCUAUUUUUUUUGAGAAAGUAGCUAUUAGUAAAAAGUAAAUAGUUUUAUUAAUAAGAAAAUUAGAUCAAGGAGCAGAUACAGUCAACACAGCCCCUUAGACUUGUUCCCCCAUGUAAUAAGAUUAAAGUUUGCCUCCAAUCCCAUAUCCCUUGAGUUCUUUAGAGUUCAAAUAUAUUUUUAUUUCAGCUUUGAUUAUAAUCAAUAUUCACAGAUCUUUGCAAAGAGAAUUCCAAACAUCAAAACAAUUUUUUGGUUGAUUUGUUGUGUGAAUGUCAGGGCUGCCAAUUGGACUAGUAAAUCUAGCCAGGCCAAAAAGGCAAGUAUCAGAUGAUCAGGGAUUGCUACUCAAGUAAUACUCCGGGCACUUGAUAAAUUGAAGCGUCCUUUGUUACUGUGUGCCGUGUGCCUUAUGUCAAGUGUGUAAGGCCAAGAAUCCAAUGAAAUCUUUUAUAAUAAAAAUUGCAGCUUCUGGUUUAAAUAAAAAGAAAUGUGGCAUCUUUGGCAUUCCCCAGACAGACUGCCCAGAACCAGACCUAUCAGCUUUGAGUAGCAACUCUGGGAGAAAGUGACUGGUUCCCAUUGUAAGACCUUCAUUUAUCUUAAGACUGAGAAUUACCAAGAUAAUGAUUCAGUUAGAGUUAAAUCAAGCGCUUCAGCCUUUAUCAGUGAAUUAAACAUAGGUUAUGUAUGAAGAUGGCAGGAGAACCAAAAAAAAUGGCAAUAGUUAGGCCCAAUAUGUUAAUGAAAAAAGCAAUGAUUAUACUCUUUUAAUAAAGAUACCAGUAAAUACAUCUGAUAUUUUAACAAAGAUGACAGUAAAUGACAGGUCUUGACCCAAAAUGUCGACCGUCCAUUCCCCACCACUGCUGAUUUCCCUCCGCAGUUUGUUGGUUGCUCCAGAUUCCAGCAUCUGCAGACCCUUGUGUCUUGUGACAGUAAAUGUGCUCAGUUUGGCAAUAACUAUGGUCAAAGAUGACAAUAACAAGGCCCAUCAUUGACAACAGAUACAGCCUCAGUCCUAGUUGUAGGCCCAUUGGGUCUAACUCGACUAAAUCAACAGUCUUGUUCCAACUGUAGUAACCAACAAGGUGAGAGCGAGUGGUCAGUUUGCCUCCAUCAAGCAAACCCAAGAUUGAUAGCCUGAUGACUGCACUAACAUCCACUUGUGCUCUGAUACCAUUUCAAUGCAUCAUCACCACAGUAGUUUCCCUCUCUCUGGGUUCCUACAUUUACAGAUCCUACUCUUACCCUCCAGUUGCUUGUGCAUUGUAAACCUAAGAGCAGGCUUACACAACUUGUCUUUGAGUUUAGUUGUCCAGUUGCAGAGAACACCUAAAGAUAGAGAGUGUUCCCAUCCUUCACUCCCACAAGUCAUUGAAAACCCAUUGAUCUCUCAAGGGAAAUAAAUGGCUUGAUACUGUUCAAUGUUCUUGGUUGCUUGAAAGGUGGAUUGGUUAUAGGUGUUGAUACCUGUAUUUUGGGCUUAUUGACAUUCCAAUUAUUUCAUGAACAGUUUAGAUCUCAUUACAUCAAAUUACACCUCGAGAUCUUGGUGUUGGCAUGUCAUACAUAUCCGUGACUAUUUGCAGAUAUAACCCCAUGUUCCUUAAUAUCUAAACACAAAUACAGACUUGGAGAUACAGAAAGCUGCUGCCCUAACAUCCAAUCCCAAUUGUGGACAUAUAGUCCUUUAAUGCUCUUUUUUAAAAUUGUAACCAUCCCAUGGAUAAUUAUCGCUAGGUAUUAGCUCUUUGGUUCUCAAUGGUAAAUCUAAACUCCCAUGUCUCCGUCCAGUCUGAUGACUGAAACAAUCCAGUUAGUUUCUAUGGGGAAUGUCAGUGCCUUCGUAAUUUAAAAUACUCUCUCACUUCACAGAGUCACAUUAACCCUUCCACAUUGUGCCUUUUUUAAGUAACUGCAACAUCUCCAAGACCAGUCCAAUUCAAGAUGCAUUAUCACCUACGUGUUACCCUAUAUAACCAAUUAUAUUUGCCUCUAUCCUGGUCAGGCCACACUUGUUGCCCAACACAAACUACUACUUCUAGUGAGAUCUUGGCUUAUAAUCAUUAUCCUAAAGUGUCAGGAGUAAGCAGGUCAUCAGUUUGCAUUUCUUUUAAAAUUAAAACAAAACUUUAUGGGCAGUGUCAGAGAAACAGCAACACAAGAGACUGCAGAUGCUGUAAUCUGAAAAAAGGGUCAAUAUUCUAUAUGCCUUCCUAACAGCUUGCUGCAGCUGAAACUUAACUUCCAAUAAUCCAUGUAGAAGGGCACCUAGAUCUCUCUGGACACUUUAUGAACAGCUAUCAAGCAGUUCUAUCAAGCAUUUUUUUGUCCCCUGAAGCCUGGUGGUAAAUUUAGUUUAAGUCUGUCAACACACAUCCCGUUAGAGCAUUGUUCCUUAGGCCAGCCUGUAAGCCUUUAAGACUGUAUAAAUGUAGAGUCCAAGUCCCAAAGAAAUGACCUUUAUCUGGAAGUAAAUGCACAUUAUGCAUCUGAAAAACUCAAUAUCUGGAGUGCACGCUGAUACCCUCCUUUUGUUGUUUCUGUGUGAACUGAAUAUCUUCCAAGAGCACUGGAAACUUUCAGAAUUGAUUAGAUGCAGCUUAAAGUUGCCUUGUGCUUCCUGGUAAGUGGAAGGUACUCUUUUGUGUAUAAUUUUUUUAAUUGGGUUUUUUCAUUCUCCAUUAUCUACACACACACACACACACACACACACACACACACACAAACAUGCAUGAAUACAUGUACAAGUGUAUGCAUCUGUAUGCCUCUCUGUUUGUGUCCCUCCUUGACUCCAUUCCCCCGGUAACUAUUCAGGCCAGCCUUACUGCCACUUCUAUAUCAAUAAGAAGUCAAAAAGACCGUGUAGCAACUCAAAGGUGACAAGAACUCAGGAACAGAUGGUCUCCCUACUGAAAUUAUAAAAUUGUCACUGAAGCUCUUCAUUAUCUCAAUGUCCACCUCUGGGAAUAGGAGACACUAUAAUCAUCACCAUCUUCAACUGGGGUAACUACAGAAGGAUUUCCUUGCUGUCUGUCACAUGACCAGGGUCCUCCUCUACCACGUCUUCCUAGUGGCUGAAGAGCUGCUCCUUCAAUCAGUGUGCUUCCAUCUAUGUAUUGAACACGUUCUUCAUGGUGUGACAACUAAACACAUGAGAAAACACCUGGCCUUCUUUGACCUCACUAAAGAUGUUAACUCCAUCAGUUGGGAGGGACUGUGGAACAUCCUCCUCAAAUCCAGCUGUCCACAGAAAUUUCCCCCAUAGUGACAUGCAAGUCACAAUGCUAACCAAUGGAUCUACAACAGAACCAACCUCAGUGAAGACUGGUGUCAAACAAGGCUGUGUCAUUGCACCAACACUUUUUUCAAUUUUCCUCACUGAAAUGUUGUGCCUCAACUGCAGUAAGCUUCUUAUAGGAGCAGAGCUAAUCUUCAGAAUAAUGGGAAGCCAUUCAAUCUAUAGCAACUACUCUCCACAAGUAAUCCUCAGUAAUCGAGUUGGUCUAUACAGAUGAUGUUUGCGCUUGUGCAUGUUCAGGGUUGAGUUCCAGGAUAUUGUUCACUCUAUAACUAAUGCAUAGAAGAGGAUGGACCUUACACUCAGCUUCUGAAACACCACAUUCCUCCACCAAUCUGCACCUAUUGUACCCACAAUGUCCUCCAACAAUAAAGGUACAUGACAAGAUCCUGGAAAACAUGGACCAGUUUCCAUACCUCCACCAGUCUGUGAAGGCAGCCAUCGAUGAUGAAAUUCAGCACUGGAAGGAUAAGUGACACAACUUCAUUGUCCACUCCCAGGCUGUUGCCUCGAUCAUUGAGGCUCUAACUACUCUCAGCCACGUCUGACUGGCCACUUUUUUCACAUGCCUGACAUCAGACUCCUGAAGCAGACACACUAUUCCAAGGACGACUGUGGGCGCAGAUUACCAAGUGGGUGGCGAGAAAGAUUCGAGGAUGUGCUUCUGAAGAGACGCAACAUCCCCAGUGACUCGUGGGAACCUCUGUUUCAUGACUGCUUAAAAUGGAGGAGGAGUGUCCAGGAUGGUAUUGAGAACUUCAGGAGGACACAGAAGCUCCGCAUCAGCGGUGAAAGGAACCCACCACCUCACAACCUACCUGCCCACUCCAACAGCGACUACCUGCCCCAUCUGUGGAAAAGUCCAAGGCCCACACACCAGCCUCAUUGGCCACCUCAGAACCCAUUAAACUUGGAGUGAAAGCAAGUCAUCCUCAAUCCCAAAAGGACUGCCUGAGAAUAAAUAUGUGUGCAUAUGGGUGCGCAUCUGUGUUUGUGUGUUGGGAGUGGGGUAGAUGCAUGUGUGUGCAUGUGCUUAAUGUGCAAUCCCAAAUUAUUUCCAUUACAUUUCCAGCUUCCAAAUGGAAGUACAAAAUUUAGUGAAAUUCCAGAAAAGGCACUUGCUUUCUCAUUUAAACCAAUGCUUUCAUUUGUUUUAAAGGAUUCGCUGGUUCGUUUGGCACAUGUUUUAUUUUCAAGCCAUAUUCUAUCAUAAGUUCUAGAUCCCUGAUCUACACUGUCACCCAUUUAAGCAGUAUCUCAAUUUAAAAUUUUUCUGGUGUCUCCUUGCUCUUACCUAUCCUUGUAACCUCUUCUAGCCCGACAACCCUUUGAGAUAAAAAUACCCCUCCAAUUCUGACCUUUUGAGAUCCUUGGUUUUUAAGUCUCUGCUCAUUUCUUCAGCUUGCAAGAUUCUGGAAUUCCCAGCCUAAAUCUAUUUUCCAUCUGGUUUUCUCUCCUCUCUAAAAACCCACAUUAUUUGGCAAUCUGCCGUAUUGGUCAACUUACAUUACGUGUCAAUAAUGUUCUGACUGAAAUGCCUGGAGGUUGUUGUUUCUGUGAUGAACUUUCAUUUUGCACUGUAUAUUUUAGCU
This is a messenger RNA of Pristis pectinata (smalltooth sawfish), 8389 nucleotides long. Its product is annotated as suppressor of cytokine signaling 1-like. Gene Ontology annotation, biological process: intracellular signal transduction; phosphatidylinositol phosphate biosynthetic process. NCBI's taxonomy places the organism in Eukaryota, Metazoa, Chordata, Chondrichthyes, Rhinopristiformes, Pristidae. Gene Ontology annotation, molecular function: 1-phosphatidylinositol-3-kinase regulator activity. Gene Ontology annotation, cellular component: phosphatidylinositol 3-kinase complex. The transcript has 2 exons. The record is from RefSeq and is a predicted model, not a curated record. The coding region runs from base 432 to 1148 and encodes 238 amino acids.